UUCGUUUCAACUGCUUGGCAUAGCCUGCAAUGCAGUCAGCGGUUCAAUCAUCCUGUUGUUGCUCAUGAGAUGGAUCCAAAAAAUAUAGCUAAAACGUGUGCCAUGAAGGAGAAAAGCAAAAAUGCUGCACGCACGCGUCGUGAAAAAGAAAAUACGGAAUUCUGUGAAUUGGCCAAAUUAUUGCCAUUGCCGGCGGCGAUUACAUCACAAUUGGACAAGGCGUCGGUCAUACGCCUGACCACAUCCUAUUUGAAAAUGCGCCAAGUGUUUCCGGAUGGACUCGGUGAGGCUUGGGGCUCAUCGCCGGCCAUGCAGCGUGGCGCCACAAUCAAGGAGCUGGGCUCGCAUCUGCUGCAAACACUGGAUGGUUUCAUCUUUGUGGUUGCGCCCGAUGGCAAAAUCAUGUACAUCUCGGAAACGGCCUCAGUGCACUUGGGUCUCAGUCAGGUUGAGCUGACGGGCAAUUCUAUAUUCGAGUAUAUACACAGCUAUGAUCAGGAUGAAAUGAAUGCCAUACUGUCGUUGCAUCCGCAUAUGCAUCAGCAUCCACUUGCCCAGACGCACACGCCCAUUGGCAGUCCGAAUGGCGUGCAGCAUCCGUCGGCUUAUGGUCAUGAUCGUGGCUCGCAUACCAUUGAAAUCGAGAAGACUUUCUUUCUACGCAUGAAAUGCGUUUUAGCCAAACGCAAUGCGGGUCUAACCACAUCUGGCUUUAAGGUGAUACACUGCUCCGGCUAUUUGAAGGCGCGCAUUUAUCCGGACUGCGGCGAUGGCCAGGGCAGUCUUAUACAGAAUCUUGGCCUGGUUGCCGUUGGACACUCGCUGCCUUCAUCUGCCAUAACGGAAAUCAAACUGCAUACAAACAUGUUCAUGUUUCGCGCCAAGCUUGAUAUGAAAUUGAUUUUCUUUGAUGCACGCGUAUCGCAGUUAACUGGCUAUGAGCCGCAGGACCUUAUCGAGAAGACGCUUUAUCAGUACAUCCAUGCGGCGGACAUAAUGGCCAUGCGUUGCUCCCAUCAAAUCCUGCUGUACAAAGGACAAGUAACCACCAAAUAUUACCGCUUUCUGACCAAAGGGGGCGGCUGGGUCUGGGUGCAAUCCUAUGCCACGCUGGUGCACAACUCGCGCUCCUCGCGCGAAGUGUUCAUCGUGAGCGUCAACUAUGUGCUCAGCGAACGAGAGGUCAAAGACUUGGUUCUCAACGAGAUACAAACAGGCGUGAUCAAGCGCGAGCCCAUCUCGCCAGCCGCACAAGCAGCUGCGGUUGCUGCUGCAGCCGCUGCGGCUGCUGCUGCUGCAACUGCCACGUGUGUGGCCAAUCCCGCCUCCAGCACGCCAGCGUUGAGCGUUAGUCCAAAGCUGGAUCCGUACUUUGAGCCGGAGCUGCCGCUGUCCGUGCAGCCGCAGCCACCCAAUGCAGUUACGCCCGUGCCCACCGUCAACAGCAACAACAACAACAACAACAGCAGCAACAGCAAUGGCUGGCAUCAUCAGCAGCUGCAUCAGCAACAGCAGCAGCAAGCGAGUGGCAUGGAUCACGAUAGUCUUAGCUAUACGCAGCUGUAUCCGCCGCUCAAUGAUCUGGUGGUCAGCAGCAGCAGCAGUGCGGGUGGCGGCACAGCUUCCAGCGCUGGUGGCGGCUCCAGUGCAUCGGCCUCCUCCUCGGGCGUGUACUCAACGGAAAUGCAAUAUCCGGAUACCACAACGGGCACGCUUUACUACAACAACAACAAUCAUUAUUAUUAUGACUACGAUGCUACAGUGGACGUAGCUACGUCCAUGAUACGACCGUUCUCGGCUAACUCGAACAGCUGUUCGAGCAGCUCGGAGAGCGAUCGGCAACUGUCCACCGGCAAUGCAUCCAUUGUCAAUGGCACGUCGCCCUCGCAAACAACCUACAGCGAUCUAAGUCAUAAUUUCGAGCUGAGUUAUUUCUCCGACAACAGCUCACAGCAGCAGCAACAACACCAGCAGCAACAGCAGCAGCAGCAUCAGUUGCUCGAUCAUCAGCAUCAGCCGCAACAGCAGCAACGUGUUGUUGUUAGCGACUUUGCCGAGAGCUUCAAGAGCGUCAAUGCUGCCGCUGCCGCCGCUGUGGUGACCACGCCCCAUUACACCAGCGUCAUAGUGGAGCCGCAGCAUUAUAUUCCCAACGAUUUUGUGCAUUAG
Drosophila busckii is the source of this 2169-nucleotide messenger RNA. RefSeq names its product protein single-minded (gene sim). The transcript has 9 exons. Gene Ontology annotation, biological process: regulation of transcription by RNA polymerase II. Gene Ontology annotation, cellular component: nucleus; cytoplasm; transcription regulator complex. The record is from RefSeq and is a predicted model, not a curated record. Gene Ontology annotation, molecular function: protein dimerization activity; DNA-binding transcription factor activity, RNA polymerase II-specific; RNA polymerase II transcription regulatory region sequence-specific DNA binding. NCBI's taxonomy places the organism in Eukaryota, Metazoa, Arthropoda, Insecta, Diptera, Drosophilidae. The coding region runs from base 70 to 2169 and encodes 699 amino acids.